AUGUUGCGUCACACACGUGUGUGGCCUUGUGCAGUGGCGACGGUGACGCCUUCGCUAUUGCGCCGUGCGGUGGCAUUGCGGUGGGAAGUACUCGGUCUGCGGUGGGACGGCGACACGAACAUGUGUGUCCUUGCAGAUGGGCCUGCGGAUGGCCUUCCACGCGGCACGCGCCUGGAGAUGUACGGUACCAUGACGCGGCUCGUCAGGACCCACGCAGGCAAAGAGGCCGUGGACGAUGUCUCGCCAGAUGUCUUGGUGACCGUUGCGGGGGCCGUGGAGGCGGCGGCGGCGGCGGUGUUAGGAGACAUGCAGGAGGGAGUUACGGUGGUGGGACUCUCGCCGCGGACUCCACCUAACGGCGUGUCUGCCGAGUGGAUCAUUACCACGCAGCACCAACAGCAACAGCUGACGGCAGUUCCACUUAUGGAAAACGGGGUGAUUUUCGAAUCUCCACGUGCAGCAGGACCUCGAGUUCUUCGCGCGGCACGGCAGACGUUUUCCCAGCUGCUGACGAGGGAGACGCAGGAGCGACGGUCAUUGUCCGCCUCUGCUGCUCAGCCGAUCGCCAUUCUUGAUGUGAAUGACGCGGAUUGCGCCUUCAGUCGUGUUGCGGUGCACGUUGGCGUGGAGAGCGGCCUCGAGCUGGAGCGUGACUUCCACGUCAGUUACGUUCCCCUCAGCAAGUCAGCGGCGGCGGCACCGGGGGAAACAGGUGCAAACAUUGCAAGUCUCCUGCGUCUCGUGUCGCACUCCAAGAACCGCCCACAAAAGGAGCCGCUGCAUGCGUUGCAGUCCCGCUACUUUGGUCUUGGAUGCUACACGGUUCAUAGCGAGCAGCCGCGAGAGGCAAAGGUGCCCAUUGGACUUGAGCUCGCUCACGUGAUUUCAAAGCUGCACCGUGGUGGGACGCUGCUAGUGAAUCUGCUCGGAACUCAGCGGCAGCCGCAGGUGCAGACAGGUGAACGGGAUGACCUGUCUCUCCUGCAGCGGGGAGCCAAGGCUGUCGUCACGGAAGCCCUUUCGCGGAGUAAGAGGUGGGGCGUCGUUAGCGACGAGGUGUUGCCCGCAGCCGACUGCUGCGACGCCGCGGUGUCCCUCGUGGUGUCACUCGACUAA
Messenger RNA from Trypanosoma rangeli, 1116 nucleotides. RefSeq lists its product as uncharacterized. The record is from RefSeq and is a predicted model, not a curated record. The transcript has a single exon. Bases 1 to 1116 code for a protein of 371 amino acids. Lineage: Eukaryota; Euglenozoa; Kinetoplastea; Trypanosomatida; Trypanosomatidae.